This is a messenger RNA of Strongylus vulgaris, 330 nucleotides long. NCBI's taxonomy places the organism in Eukaryota, Metazoa, Nematoda, Chromadorea, Rhabditida, Strongylidae. The record is from the annotation of a GenBank genome assembly.
CCAGCCGGAAACCCCGGACAGCCUGGAGGACCUGGACAACCUGGAAACAACGCUGCAUCGAUCCCAGCCACUCCAGGACUGCCUGGACCACCUGGACCUCCAGGAUCUGCUGGACCUCCCGGAAACGACGGACAGCCCGGAAACCCUGGAGGAGCUGGCCAGCCCGGACCCAAGGGUCCGCCUGGAGGCAACGGACAGCCUGGCCGUCCAGGAAACCCUGGCCGUCCAGGAGAACCAGGACGAGGAGCCACUCCUGGAGAGCGCGGUAUCUGCCCCAAAUACUGCGCCAACGACGGCGGUGUUUUCUUCGAGGAUGGAACUCGCCGUUAA